Messenger RNA from Rotaria sordida, 2094 nucleotides. Lineage: Eukaryota; Metazoa; Rotifera; Eurotatoria; Philodinida; Philodinidae. The record is from the annotation of a GenBank genome assembly.
AUGACUCAAUUCAAAUUAUCAUUAACAAAAUUAGAUGAAAUACAAAAUCAUGAUGAUUUCAGGGUGGUUUGGUUUUCUUCGGAUAAUAAUUUGCCAAAUGAAUUAGCACAUUUUGUUGAUUACUUAGAGAAAUAUGAUUCGUUUGAAACUUGCUGUAAUUAUAUACAAGGAUUUCAAAGUGACCGUAUUAUCAUACUUGUUUUAAUCGAUUUUUUUGAAUAUUUAUCGUAUUUCAAUAAUCUUUUUCAAAUUCAAUCAAUUUAUGUUAUGCAAAGAAAUCCUCAAAAUAUGCAAUAUGAAGAACAAGAAUAUUCGAAAUUAGUUAAUAUUUUUACAGAUGAACAAACAUUAAUUGAACGAUUACGUCAUGAUAUUCUAUUAACAUAUAGACAUGAUUUACCAAUAACUAUUUCGCGUUUACAUGAUAUUAGAACUGAACAGUCUUUAAUGAGUUUGGAUAAAAAUGAAUAUACAUUUUUAUGGAAUCAAGCAUUUAUCCAUUAUCUUGUUAGUGAUUCUAAUGUAGACAUGAAUGAAUUGAAAAAAAAUAUGAUAGAACAAUGUCAACUAGAAUAUUCAAAUAAUCAAAUUCGAUUAAAAUCAAUUAAUGAUUUCGAUGAGAACUGUACAUAUGAUCAUGUAUUAAAGUGGUAUACAGGAGACUCAUUUGUCUAUCGACUUGUUAAUAGAUCAUUUCGUACGCGAAAUAUUGAUUUAAUUUGCAAAUUUCGAUAUUUUAUCAUACUUUUAUAUAAAAAACUAAAGGAAUUAUCGAUAAAACAACAAAAAGAAAAGUAUUCGACUUUUUAUCGAGGACAAAUUCUCGGUAAAAAUGAUUUAGAGAAUUUGGAGUCCAAUAUUGGACGUCUAAUAUCAAUGCAUACACUUAUGUCAACAUCACGUAAGGAAGAUGUUGCUCGUAAAUUUAUAUCUGGUGCUGAAGUUGGGGUUAUAUUUGAAAUUAACACUAUAAGUGCAAGUGAUAAUAUUCUUCAUCCAUUUGCUGAUAUUUCUCAGCUUAGCGUAAUAUCAGAUGAAGAGGAAAUUUUAUUCUUUGCCGGUGCAGUUUUUCGUAUUAAUUCUGUACAGAAAGAAAAUGAUUCUACAUGGAUUAUUAAACUUACUCUAUGUAAUGAAACAGUGGAACAGCUGGAACAAUUUAUAGAUGGUGUCACAGAGCAGUUAACUUCUAUAACAUGUUGGGAUCAUUACUUUAUGAAGAGAGAUGAUUGGUUUCUGUUUAGAAAAUAUUACAAAAUAUUAACAGGAAAAAAAAAUCUAUGGAAGGAUUUAAUGGCAAAGUUAACCAGUAUUAAUUUCUAUUAUCUAUGUGUUAUUUUCGGUGAUUACGAAAAAGUUAUAGAAUACUACAGAGAACUUUUACACAAUGAAGAAUUUAUUGAUGAUCAACUACGUAUUGUUGUUAACAUUCUGAUUGGUUAUAAUUACUAUCAUCUUUUUCAAUUUGAUAAUGCUUUAUAUUACUAUAAUAUUGCAUUUUCAUCAUUAGAUGAUAAUAAUUUAUUAAGAGGUGAACUUUAUAUUCGUAUUGGUGAUGUAUGGAGAAUAAGAAAUAAUGUUGAAACUGCAUUAUCAUGUUAUAAAAAAGCAUUAGAAAUUUUUAUCAAUCAGGAUGCUCCCUCUCGUGAUGUGGCUAGACUCUGUAGAAAAGUAUUUGAUAUCUAUCUAGAACAAAAUAAUUAUGAAGAUGCCAUUAUUUAUCAGGAACAAGCAGACAUAAUUGAUGACAAUUAUAGACAAGAAUCAGAGUUUGAUAUUGAAACAUCAUUGAAAUAUUUUCAAAAUCAAUUAGAUAAUCAAUCUGAUCAUUCACCACUUCAACGUGCUAAUACUUUAUAUUCAAUGGGUCUAUGUUUUAUGAAGAAAAAUAACUAUUCUCAAGCAUUAAAAAACCUUUUACAAGCGAAAGAAUUGUUUGAAAAGCAUGUAACAUCGUACAAUAAUUUUCGCGAUAUAUUUUCUUCUCUCUUUGAGAGUAUUGCAUUGGUUUAUGCACUGUUGAAGGAUAAUUUCAAUGCAUUGAUUAUGUUAAAAAAACUUCAUGAUGUACAUAUGAGUUUUAAUUCAGACUAG